Solanum tuberosum (potato) is the source of this 3621-nucleotide messenger RNA. RefSeq names its product pumilio homolog 5. Gene Ontology annotation, molecular function: mRNA binding. The coding region runs from base 324 to 3314 and encodes 996 amino acids. The record is from RefSeq and is a predicted model, not a curated record. The transcript is spliced from 10 exons. NCBI's taxonomy places the organism in Eukaryota, Viridiplantae, Streptophyta, Magnoliopsida, Solanales, Solanaceae. Gene Ontology annotation, cellular component: cytoplasm. Gene Ontology annotation, biological process: post-transcriptional regulation of gene expression.
GGAGUAAUUUAAAACAAACAAGAAAACUCUCUCUUCUUCUCCUCUCUCUAUGUAGGAUGGCUCUGCGCUACGUUUAGGAAUUGAUCAUCACAUCACACCACACCACACCAUACCAUCGGGGAGUUAUGUAGCAGACUCUCUCUCUCCUUAUCAUUAGAGCAGUUGCCCCAGAUUAUAUGUAGUCACCACAGCUUAGUAUCUUUUGUUUCUAGAAUCUCUUCAUGUGAUGUUGAUGAAAAGCUUCGGUUGAAAUGUCUCCACCUUUGGCUUAGUUGAUUUGAAAACUCUUGUAGUUAAAAUAUGCUUGCUUACUCUUGAGCAACAUGGCAACUGAGAGCCCUAUGAGAAUACUCCAAGACAGUAGAAAAGAAAAGUGGGUUUCUACCAAGGACACAGUCACCUUCGCAUCACCUAUGAAUGAAGUGGCAGCUGAUGAACUGGGAUUGCUUCUUAAAGGUCAUAAGAUUCAUGGGCAUAAUAGAAAUAAGGUUCCAAAUCGUAGUGGUAGUGCGCCUCCAAGUAUGGAGGGCUCAUUUUCAGCCUACGGUAACCUUGUCUAUGAUCAAAGCUCCGGCCGGAAGUUGAGUUUGGCAAGCUUAGACAAUGCCAUGCAGAAUUGGCAGUCUGAAGAGCAGAUGCGUGCUGAUCCCUCGUAUUUUGCAUACUACAACUCUAAUGUCAACUUGAAUCCUAGGCUUCCUCCUCCUAUUAUUUCUAGGGAGAAUAGACACCUGGCACACCAUUUUGCAGAUCUGGGUGAUAGCUGCCAGUUAAACUCUUCUGAGAAUAGUAAAGAUGGAUCCUUGCAUGUGACUAGAAGUUCUCUCUCAACUCAUGAUGAGGAGCCGGAAGAUGAAAAUUUACCACAGAGUGCUUCAGAUGAUCUGCCCCAAAGUUGUGCUUCAGGACAGCACUUGGCCUCCUUUGCAGGUCAACAUAAAAGUUUGGUUGACCUAAUACAGGAGGACUUCCCUCGCACUCCAUCACCAGUUUACAAUCAAUCUCGGUCCUCUGGUCAUGUUGCUGUGGAGGAACCAACUGAUUCUGAUAUUCAAUCUCUUACAUUGGACAGUCUCUCCCUUGAUAUUUCAAAUAAACACGGUGCAGAUGCUUGUGCGGAUGUCUCAGGUGACCAUGAUAUCACUGCCUCUGAUCAGCCUUUGGCAAUUACACUUGAAAAAGAAUCUUGUGUUGACAGUCUUGCGAAGUCUCAUUCCCCUCAGAAGGGUGAAUUACCAGGUAAUGAUGCACAUCUGAUGAAUGAACUCUUAGUCGGUGAUGAGAUAGCAUCAGGUAUUUCAAAGAACAUUCAGGCUCCAGAGGCUAGUAAGAACAAGGAUGAACAGUAUUUUCACAGCAGGAUUGCAGUAGAACAGCAACAACAGCAGCAGUACCACUCCCAGCGAAGCACGACUUACCAAGUUAAUGGCCCACAAGUUCAAGCAAAUACACUUGGGACUAAUACACUACAGAGUAGCCUAGCAAAAGGUUAUGGUCAUAGCUGGUUCUCUUCAGUUGAAGUACAAGCAGCUCCUCAAGGUUCUGGCCUCACACCUCCUCUAUAUGCAACAGCUGCAGCCUAUAUGGCUUCUGGUAAUCCGUACUAUUCUAACUUGAGUUCAUCUGGUGGAUAUGCCCCUCAAUACAAUAUAGGGGGAUAUGCUUUGAGUUCGCCUUCUCUUUCUCCAUUUUUAGCUGGAUAUCCGUCUAUGCAUAUUAAUGCUGGUUCUGGACGAAGCAUCAGUGGUCAAAGUGUUGCACCAAGGGAAAACAUUCCACAAGUUGGUGAUCUGCAUCAUUUAACCAAGUUUUAUGGGCAUCAUGGAUUAAUGAUGCAUCCUUCUUUCCCAGAUCCUUUUCAUAUGCAGUACUUUCAUCAUCCUCAUCCUGUUGAUGAUUCACACACUUCUCUUAGUCAGUAUAUGCGGUUUCCUUCGCCUGGUGUGUUUGGGCUUGAAGUUGAUGCUUAUGCCUCACAGAAGGAGCCAAAUCUCCCUUCUUAUAUUGCUGAACAGAAUUUUCUUCAUCCACCAAUUGGAAGUCUGAACUUACCAAGUCCUGGAAAAAUGAUAAUUCCUGGUAAUAAUUAUUUUGGGAGUUCAUCGGGCCUGGGAUUCACGCAACAGUUUCCAGCCUCACCUCUUGGUAGUCCUGUACUGCCAGGAUCCCCUGUUGGAAGAAGGAAUGAAAUUAAACCGGCCCCUGGUUCAGGUAGAAAUAAUGGAUUGUAUUCUGGAUGGACUGCACAAAGGGGUUCUGGUAGCUUGAAUGACUCUAAAAGACAUUCAUUUCUCGAAGAACUGAAACAAAGCAAUGCUCGAAGAAUUGACCUCUCUGAUAUUGCAGGUCGUGUUGUUGAAUUCAGUGUUGAUCAGCAUGGAAGUCGGUUUAUACAGCAGAAAUUGGAAAAUUGUAGUAUUGAAGAGAAGGCAUCUGUUUUCAAAGAAAUUCUUCCACAUGCUUCAAAGCUAAUAACAGAUGUUUUUGGGAACUAUGUCAUUCAAAAGUUCUUUGAGCAUGGAAGUCAUGAGCAAAGAAAGAUGCUGGCAUGUCAAUUAGCAGGGCAUAUGCUGCCUUUAAGUUUGCAAAUGUAUGGCUGUCGUGUUAUUCAAAAGGCCCUGGAAGUUAUCGAUCUUGAUCAGAAAACAGAACUUGUCCAUGAACUCAAUGGGCAUGUAAUGAAGUGCGUACGAGAUCAAAAUGGGAACCAUGUAAUCCAAAAAUGCAUUGAGUGCAUACCUACUGAAAAAAUUAACUUCAUUAUCUCCUCAUUCCAAGGCCAAGUAGCUAUAUUGUCUACUCAUCCUUAUGGUUGUCGUGUAAUCCAGAGAGUAUUGGAACAUUGUUCAGAAAACUCUCAAAGUCAGAGUAUAGUGCAUGAAAUCUUGGAAUCUGCUUAUCCUCUUGCUCAAGAUCAGUAUGGGAACUAUGUCACCCAGCAUGUUCUGGAAAGAGGAAGACCACAUGAAAGAAGUCGAAUUAUCGGAAAGUUGACCGGAAAUGUUGUACAGUUAAGCCAACACAAAUAUGCCUCAAACGUUGUUGAGAAGUGUCUGGAAUAUGGUGAUUCUGCUGAGAGAGAGUUCUUGAUCGAGGAGAUUCUUGCAGAGUCAGAAGGAAAUGACUGUUUGCUGACAAUGAUGAAGGACCAAUUUGCAAAUUAUGUGGUCCAGAAGAUUCUCGAGAUUAGCAACAAUAAGCACCGGGAAAUUCUGCUAAGCCGAAUCAGAGUUCAUCUUCAUGCUUUGAAGAAAUACACCUAUGGAAAACACAUAGUGGCUCGAUUUGAACAGCUGUGUGAUGAAGGUGUGUAGAGAUAUUGGAACCUGUGAACCCUAGAUCGUUGAACAAAGAGUUUUCUACUCGUUCGGUGGACGGUGGAAUUGUUUGCAGCAGCCAAACUGUUGAUUGUUCAGUAAGCAGCAGUAUGCAAAGUACCUGUCUGUCCCUUAGGUGGUUACUGUUUAAGCUCAUUGAUUCUCCAGUCAUGAAGAGAGAGAGUGGUGUUGUUUUAUUUGCCGACUAUAUCCAAGAUUGUAGAUAUCUUGAAUAAUCGAAGCAUGUAUUAUGGGAGAAAAUAUUUAAGUGCAUACUAAAUUAGUAAGAUUUGCUUGCUUUGGA